UGACUGAGAUUCUCACAGAAAAAACGAGAAACAGCCAGAGAGAAAAGAGACAUCAGGCACCAGCAGAGUUGAAACAGAAGCAUUAGCAGAGGCUGACCAGAGCAGAGGCUGACCAGAGCAGCUUAAAGGUAGUGGUAAUCGUCAAUGAGCCUGGAUUCGGAGGUUUGAGGAGUGUUUGUUUGGCUUGACUUUGGAAGAACUCUUGCUUUGUUGCUCCUGAGACAGACUCCACUUCGAAUAGGACAAGGUACCAGAAAGAGCAAGAGAAGACAAGUUUGAGACGAGCAGCUGUGUUCUUCCAGCUGUGUUAACACUUGGUGUUACAUUUGAUUUAAACUAGAUUUAAUUUAGUUCCCAUUUGGGCUUCUGUUUUACCAAUGGCUGCUGUGCGUCAGAUGGUUAUGGAGGCCUCUGGCUUCCAUGUCCUGCCAGCUCACCUUAUGGCCUCAGCCAUGGAGGAGUUUCCCCAACAGCUGCCUGUCCCCAAGGGCCCAGCAAGAGGCAAGAGCCGCACCCGCCGAUCUCGCGAGGCUCGCUUCAAAACACAGCCUGUCACUUUUGCUGAGAUCGCAGAGGUAGAAGAAGAGGGUUCCUCACCCCUGGAGGAGGAGAGGGCACGUCGUUCCUUCCUGCAGUCCCUGGAGAAUCUGCGGCGGAGCACACAGACCCUCCAUUGUCCACCGGCUGCCCAUCACAGCUGCACCCCCACACAAACACAGGCCAGCCUGGACUCCAGUGACUCCGACUCAACCCAGUGAGGAGUGGGACAUGCCCAUCUCCUGGCACCCAUGUUCCCCGCUUCGCCUUGACGCCGCUUCGAAUGGAGUCCAACUGAACUGAAUCAAACUGGCCUGUGUGUGUAAGCUACUGCUGCCAUACAAAAGUCUGCAUUUAAUAUAUACUAACAUAUCAACAUACAGUAUAUAGCUCGGAGAUGCACUUGACGCAUAUCUGCAAAGAAGCCACAGGCUGGUUAUACUGCUGUUUAGGUAAUGAUGAGUAUAAAAGUAGCAGAUGACACAGUGUUGAACACACCACUCUUCAUAUUCCUUUUCUACUGUAGAUUUCUUUGAGGGGAAAAAAUGAGUGAGCAAAGAGGGUUGAUAUUUUUCCAUUUUAAAGUUGUAUAAGUAUUUUUGUUUCAAUCUAGAUUUUUCUACUUGACCAGUCACCAUGAAAAUGUUCGUAUUGUGACUUACCAUGCUGUACAUACUUUGACUAAGCAAUGUACUGAGCAUUGAAAGUGACCUGGCUGUCACUGAAGCAGUAGAGUAUCAUUACAAAGCUUUGUCAGGAGUUCAAGCUCUUGUUUUCCAGCUUCACGGUGAAUUCCUGAGCAAAAAAAGGCUUUUUAAAUGUAUUUAUUUAUUCUUUUAUUUUGGUCAUAACCAAGUGGAGUUGUAGAUGUGAUAUUUUAUUCCCCUUUCUGACUUUUAAAGUCAAUUUGACUUCAAAAAAUCAUAACAUUUAUACUGUAUAUUUCACUUUAUACAUAUAUAUUACAAUAUUUGUUAUAUGUACUUUAAUAAAUAUUUUCAAGUAUUUU
Messenger RNA from Micropterus dolomieu (smallmouth bass), 1546 nucleotides. It is a transcript of the gene lg22h11orf96, whose product is annotated as linkage group 22 C11orf96 homolog. Lineage: Eukaryota; Metazoa; Chordata; Actinopteri; Centrarchiformes; Centrarchidae. Bases 378 to 758 code for a protein of 126 amino acids. The record is from RefSeq and is a predicted model, not a curated record. The transcript has a single exon.